AUGGCACCCAGUACGUCCCAGUUGCCAUCGCGGUUUCCAUGCUGGUGCCGAGCAGUCUAUUCAUGGGGAGGAGAGACCACGCGGGACUUGGGCUUCGUGGAGGGUGAUCUGAUUGAAUGUCUCAAUGCGGGAGAUGGGCAGUGGUGGAUGGGGCGGUUGCGCCGUGAUAAGCGCGCGGUUGGACUCUUUCCCUCCAACUUUGUUGAGCUCAUGAGUGAAGACUUUGUCCCCAUCAGCCGUGAUACCAGCCCAAUGGUUCAAGCAGGGUCUUCGCCGAUCAACAAUCCGACAUCCGCACCGAAGAAAGCAAAAACCGUCUUCCGGAAACCAUUCCAAGCGCAUAAGGAAGCCCUUUCUCCAGCCUCGAACCUGGCUCGCAGCAGAUCAAACACCCCAGUCAAGAGUUCCGUUCCACAAACACCCCCUAGAGAUGGUGGUCUCCCCAAAAGCGUGAAACCUCUGCGUACCCAUGCGUCUGUGGUAAAAAACCAGGGCUCUAUGUCAUCUCGUCCUUCGUCUGUCUCCUCCCGUCCUUCCUCGCGCGGUAUUUCGCCCCGCGCAUCCAUGGAACCUGAACGGCCAGCAUCUGCAAUAAUGCCCCGCGGCAGCAUAUCCUCAUCGCGUCCAUCUUCUCGUGAAGUCUCCCCAAUGCUUCGGGAGGCUUCGCCAAUGGCCCACGAAAGCUCUCCGGUGUAUUAUCAAGCCUCCCAGUCGCGUCGUGAAGCGUCUCCGUUGACACCUCGCGCGGCUUCCCCAAUGCCCCAUCGGUCAGUUUCGCCAAUGCCCAAUCGCGCAGUGUCACCAUUACCUUAUAAUGCACCCACUGCGCGAGGCGCGUCUCCAAUGUACUACGACGAGUCCCCUAGACAUCGAGAGGUUUCGCCGAUGCCCCACCGUGCCGUCUCGCCAAUGCCCUACCAUGCGCCACCUACUAUGCCUCACCGAGCGCCCUCUCCUAUGUACUAUGAAGACUCUCCUAGACAUCAACAGGUUUCGCCAAUGCCCCAUCGUUCUGUUUCACCAAUGCCUUACCAUGCGCCACCUACUAUGCAACACCGAGCACCCUCUCCAAUGUACUAUGAUGAGUCUCCGAUGCACCGCGAGGUUUCGCCUAUGCCUCAUCGUGCCAUCUCACCAAUGCCCCAGCACGUCUCGCCGAUGCAGAUGCAAGAACGUGAGGAAUCUCCCCCUCCUCCCCCUCCCCCACCACACCGAGUGGCUGUCAAUCGGCCUCGAUCACACUCCCCUCAGCCGCCUAUGCACGCAUCACAGCAGCCUCAGCGCUUGUUGCGCUCCCCACAACCCCCGAAUCACUCUCGAAUGCCUUCACGCUCUCCUACGCCAUUGAACAUGAACGAUCGUUACGUGAUAUUUUCUCGUACUCCUUCACCUGGCGCAAUGUCAGCACGUUCGGGCAUGUCCGCCCAAUCAGAUGCAAACGGCAACACCCCAUCUCCUCUGAGGGACGCCAUGGAGGAUGUCAUGACUUCGUUGGAAGACAUGGGGUUGUCACGAGAUCAUCCUUCACCAUCACCUCAUCAACCUCCCUCGCCCUCUCCACGCCAAGCUCCUUCACCAUCUCCACCACCGGCAUUCAACAACCCCUGGACUGGCGAUGCGUACGAUGAUAUGGAUGACAGAACGCCCCCAGCUAACAGACGUCGACCAUUGACCUCGCUCGGCUUCGAUGGAAACAAGCAGCCGGCUCGUGGUGAGCUGGUGCACCGCAACAGCGUCUAUUCCCAUGAUCAUAUGGACGGCCCGCCUCAAUUAAACAACUAUGUCCAACGGAUGGAGAGCCGCCUUCGACAGCUAGAAUCUCAAAAUCGCCCGCCCGAGGACGAGGACACGGGAGGGGAUGACAUGCCUCCUCCGCCACCCCCAAAACAUGCCAUUCGUCACAAUUCUAUCCCUGCCCAUUAUCCGCAUCUUAGCGAACGUAGGUCUGGGAAAGAAAUGCGAAAUGAAAGGUUGAACCGUACCUUCACAAGCAAGUCAAGCGCUACGAGCUCUAGUGGAGUGCAAAGCGUCGGGACUAAUCAGACUACAAGUACGGACAAGACGGGCCAGAGCUUGAUGAGUGGGUUUUCCGCUGGGGGCUUUAGUGCGACUAGCGCCGGGAGCUAUGCGAGACGAAAUGGGACAUACCAAAGACCGAACACCGCUAUGGAUACAGUUCGAUCCCGUGGCUUCAGCGAUGCGGGACACAUGGAUAGGCCGGAAUCUCCUAUGACAGGGGUUUCUUAUCACUCUAGCCACAACACAUCUCGCCAGGGCGCAUCGUCGGCUAUCCCGUGGUCAUCCAAUGACAACGAUGUGGGCGACGCGGGCGGAGUAUUUGGUGGUCUUUCUACUCCAAAGAGUAAGAAGCAGGGCUUCUUCAAGAAAAUUUUUGAAUCCGCCAAGACAGGCGCUGCCAGUGCGAGGAGCAGCAUUUCAGUCGGCCAUGGCUCUCCGUCUCCCACGAAGGGUAACAGGGUAGUCGAUGUUGUAUCACCACUCCUCACAUCUCACUCACAUCGCGAUACACCGCGGGAUAGCGAAGUUAACGCAAGCGCCAUUGACUGGGUUCAAGUUCGCCGCGACGUCAAUCGAGCGUCUUCCCCCAGCCGUAACGAGAGAAUUGACCGGGCCGAACGGUGUCAGAUGAUGGACCUCCCUGUUAUAUACGCUGUCGAGGAGUUACAUGAUACCGCAGAGGGUGACGAAAGCAUUGAUGGCUUGCCCAUAACUGACCCUGUGAACUUCAAUUCUGGGAACUUGACCUUGGUCGACAAGAGUGCGCGCUUCAUCAAUAGCGUUCCGCCAACAACAAACCCCGUAAGCCUCGCCCAAGGCUACAUUUGUCGGCCUUAUAAGAGUGAUGUUCAGCGUCUACGCGCAAUCUUCACCUGGGUCAGCGAAAAGAUUGCGUGGGAAGAACCCGUCGAUGGCAUCGAGGUCGACAUGAAAAGAGUUUUGCACGCUAAGCGGGGCAGCCCCCAAGAGAUUGCAAUUCUGGUUAAUGAUAUGUGUGCCGCUGUUGGCCUUCACGCAGAGGUUAUCCAUGGAUUCUUGAAAACACCUGGGAAUGCUCUGGACCUUGACAGCCUCUCCCGCCCCAAUCAUUGGUGGAACGCAGUUCUUGUUGACGGAGAAUGGCGCUUCAUGGAUUGUGCAUUAGCGAGCCCGACCAACCCUCAAAGAAGUCGCUUUGUCACUAUCAACUCUUCCGUGGCAGAAAGCUGGUAUUUCCUCGCAAGGCCACUGGACUUUUGCUAUACCCACAUACCUCUUUAUCCUGAAGAACAGCACAUUUGCCCCCCGGUCUCGCCGGACGUCCUCUUGGCACUCCCAACUGUAUGCCCGCAGUACUUCAAGCUAGGCGCUCAGUUUCCAGAUUAUGAUACCAGUCUGCUCCAGCUUGAAGGCUUGGAAUGCAUGCAAAUCUGUCUUGUAGUUCCCCCGGAUGUCGAAUGCGCUGCUGAAGUGGAGGCUCCCGCGUUCGCGCGUGACAUGGAUGGCGACUGCUUUGAGAGUGGUGAUAUUGUGCGCAAGCGUGCCCUUGUUCAGCCGGACUGGAUCCGCGGCCAGAAACGCAUUACUAUCAAGGCUGUCUUACCAGGCGAUGAAGGGCAGGCUGUACUCAAAGUGUAUGCUGGCAAGAAGGGCCUCAUGCACUCCAGCAAAGACAUCCCCCACCCGCUGGCCCUCGCUCUCCCUAUGUUCCACACUGGAGAAAAUCCACCCUAUGACUUUGUGCUGCGUCAUCCUACACCGCAUGCUCAACGCCAUGACUUGUACAUCAUGCAACCCCAGUGCUCUCGAUUGGCAGUCAACAACACCUUUGUCUUUGCCGUUCGCCAGCACCCCGCUUCUCCCCAGCCCCCGUCCAAGGAUGAGUUCCCAAUGAACGGCCGUGCCUCCCCUUCAGUGUUUAAUCGACCCUCUAGUGCCCUGAGUAUGGUUUCUAGUACUGCUGGCGCAUCGACUGUAUCGAGCAACUCCAAUGAGUUCUCAGCAUCUACUUCUGCCAUCUCUUCCACUCGCUCUGCAAGCGGACGAGACAAACCAGCCAAGCUGGCCAUCCAGUCCCCAUCUGGCAAGAUUAUGCGUCUCAGCCGUAAGGCCGAACACAUGAUAGCCCCGGACAAUCCCUCCGACUCUAUCAGAGAUGCUGCGGCUGAGGGUAGUAUAUGGGAGACAGUCAUCAAGAUUGGUGAGCGUGGAACCUGGCGUGGCCUGGUCCUUGCUGACCGAGUGGCACGCUGGUGUGUCUUUUGCGAGUGGGAGUGUGUUUAA
Messenger RNA from Penicillium pulvis, 4281 nucleotides. Its product is annotated as putative SH3 domain protein (Cyk3). The transcript has a single exon. Gene Ontology annotation, molecular function: protein binding. NCBI's taxonomy places the organism in Eukaryota, Fungi, Ascomycota, Eurotiomycetes, Eurotiales, Aspergillaceae. The record is from RefSeq and is a predicted model, not a curated record. Bases 1 to 4281 code for a protein of 1426 amino acids.